AUGAUGAUGGACCUUUUUGAAACUGGCUCCUAUUUCCUCUACUUGGACGGGGAGAAUGGAGCCCUGCAGCAGCUGGAGAUGGCAGAGGGAUCCCCACUGUACCCAGGCAGCGAUGGCACCUUGUCCCCGUGUCAGGACCAAAUGCCGCUAGAGGCCGGCAGUGACAGCAGCGGAGAGGAGCAUGUGCUGGCACCCCCGGGACUACAACCCCCUCACUGCCCCGGCCAGUGCUUGAUCUGGGCUUGUAAAACUUGCAAGAGAAAGUCGGCCCCCACGGACAGACGGAAAGCAGCCACCCUGCGGGAGAGGAGGAGACUGAAGAAGAUCAACGAAGCCUUCGAGGCUCUGAAAAGGCGGACUGUGGCGAACCCCAACCAGAGGCUGCCCAAGGUGGAAAUCCUGAGGAGCGCCAUCAGCUACAUCGAGAGGCUGCAGGACCUCCUGCACAGGCUGGAUCAGCAGGAGAAAAUGCAGGAGAUCGGGGGGGACCCCUUCACCUUCAGUCCCAAGCAGGGAAAUAUCCCCACUUCAGACUUCCUGAGCACCUGCAGCUCCGACUGGCAGAGCGUUUCCGACCAUUCCCGAGCCCUAGGAGUCAGCCCCAAGGAAGGAGGCUCCAUCGUCGAGUCGUCGGCCUCCAGCAGCCUUCGCUGUCUCUCUUCCAUAGUGGACAGUAUUUCUUCCGACGAGCCGAAACUGCCCAGCGCAGAGGAAGUGGUAGAGAAAUAAAUCCGGUUGCUCUGGUAGUAUAUUUAACGGAGAUGGAGCCCCCACCCCCUUCCCUCUAAACUAAGUAAUGAAGCAAAUUAACACAGUGGAAAGCCCAGGCAGGGGCCUUGUUAAGGUCGAGUCAAGGUACACCUACCCCAAAGAAAAUGGCUCUCACUGACUCGAGCCAAACAGACUUCCCCCCUUUUUCUUUUCUCCUUUUUUUCCCCCCGAGUUUUGUUUUCUUUAAAUUGUGUUGCAUAGACCACCCGUCCUUUUCUUCUUCUUUUUUUUUUUUUUUUA
This is a messenger RNA of Gavia stellata (red-throated loon), 1011 nucleotides long. It is a transcript of the gene MYF6, whose product is annotated as myogenic factor 6. The coding region runs from base 1 to 729 and encodes 242 amino acids. The transcript has 3 exons. Gene Ontology annotation, molecular function: DNA-binding transcription factor activity, RNA polymerase II-specific; protein dimerization activity; RNA polymerase II cis-regulatory region sequence-specific DNA binding. The record is from RefSeq and is a predicted model, not a curated record. Lineage: Eukaryota; Metazoa; Chordata; Aves; Gaviiformes; Gaviidae. Gene Ontology annotation, biological process: positive regulation of myoblast differentiation; muscle organ development; regulation of transcription by RNA polymerase II.